Molecule: messenger RNA, 1520 nt
Organism: Indicator indicator
Lineage: Eukaryota; Metazoa; Chordata; Aves; Piciformes; Indicatoridae
Gene: GNAL
Product: G protein subunit alpha L
Exons: 12
Coding region: 1-1446 (481 amino acids)
Biological process (GO): adenylate cyclase-modulating G protein-coupled receptor signaling pathway
Cellular component (GO): heterotrimeric G-protein complex
Molecular function (GO): G-protein beta/gamma-subunit complex binding; G protein-coupled receptor binding; GTP binding
Source: RefSeq, a predicted model, not a curated record
AUGGGGCUCUGCUACAGCCUGCGCCCGCGGCUCUUCGGCGACGCCGGCGGCUCCAUCUCCAGCGCCGGCGCCGCCUCGGAGCCCGAAGCGCCGACUGAGCCUCACGCCGCCCCGCAGCCGCAGCCCCUCGGCGCCCCUCUCAGGCCCGGCGGUAAGCCCGGCGGGGAGGCGGACGGGCCGCCGCUGCUGCUGCAGAACGGCGGCGGUAACGGGGCGGCCCCCGAACGGCCGUCGUUGCCUAAGGCCGGCGGUCAAGGCGGCAUGGGAAAGGCGGCGAGGCAGCAGGCGCUGCACCAGCCGCCGGCUCUGCAGAGACCCUGGGAGAAGCUGCGCCUGGAGGAGCGGGAGGCGGAGAAGGAGGCGAGGAAAGUCAGCAAGAGCAUCGACCGGGCGCUUAAGGAACAGAAACGGGAGUACAAGCAGACGCACCGCCUGCUGCUGCUUGGGGCUGGUGAGUCAGGAAAAAGCACUAUUGUGAAACAAAUGCGAAUCCUACAUGUCAAUGGAUUUAAUUCAGAAGAAAAGAAACAGAAAAUACUGGAUAUUCGGAAAAAUGUUAAAGAUGCGAUUGUGACUAUAGUUUCAGCUAUGAGCACUUUAAUACCCCCAGUUCCAUUGGCCAACCCAGAAAACCAAUUUCGAAUGGACUACAUCAAGAGUAUAGCUCCGCUUUCUGACUUUGACUAUACACAGGAAUUCUUUGAACACGCAAAGAAGCUCUGGGAUGAUGAAGGUGUAAAGGCAUGCUUUGAGAGGUCAAACGAGUAUCAGCUGAUCGACUGUGCACAGUACUUUUUGGAAAGAAUUGACAGCGUGAGUAUGGAUGACUACACCCCCACAGAUCAGGACCUAUUAAGAUGCAGAGUGUUGACAUCAGGGAUUUUUGAAACAAGAUUUCAAGUAGAUAAAGUAAAUUUCCACAUGUUUGAUGUAGGUGGCCAGAGAGAUGAGAGAAGAAAAUGGAUCCAAUGCUUUAACGAUGUCACAGCUAUCAUCUUCGUUGUGGCUUGCAGCAGCUACAACAUGGUCAUAAGGGAAGACAACAACACAAACAGGCUACGGGAAUCCCUGGACCUUUUCAAAAGUAUCUGGAAUAACAGGUGGUUACGGACCAUUUCUAUCAUUUUGUUCUUGAAUAAACAGGACAUGCUGGCUGAAAAAGUCUUGGCAGGGAAAUCAAAAAUCGAAGAUUACUUUCCUGAAUACGCUCAUUACACUGUACCUGAGGAUGCAACACCAGAUGCAGGAGAAGAUCCCAAAGUCACAAGAGCCAAGUUCUUCAUUCGGGAUGAGUUUCUAAGGAUAAGCACAGCGAGCGGGGACGGCCGGCACUACUGCUACCCACACUUCACCUGCGCUGUGGACACGGAAAACAUCCGCAGGGUGUUCAACGACUGCCGGGACAUCAUUCAGAGGAUGCAUCUCCGCCAGUACGAACUCUUGUGAGGGGGCUCACCGUGGAACCUGUGGUUUUAAAUCUUUCGCUCCUUACUCUUUCUCUUGAUACUACCCAGCACGGG